Aureobasidium musti is the source of this 1179-nucleotide messenger RNA. Lineage: Eukaryota; Fungi; Ascomycota; Dothideomycetes; Dothideales; Saccotheciaceae. The record is from the annotation of a GenBank genome assembly.
CUUUUCACCAUGAAGUCCCUCAUCUUGUCUACUCUGACAAGCUUGGCCCUUGCAGCCAGACCUUUCCUCAACGAGCCUGAUACUGGUUCUCCAAAAGCANUCGACGAUGCCUUAGGGAAUACACCUGUUGGCACUCUGCCACCACUCGACAACAUUGUCGGGCUUCCAGACUUUGACUGGGCAGCUCGUCAUUACAUGAACACGAGUGCUUAUACCUACUACCGCAACGGUGCUGCCGGCGAGUGGUCUUACCGCAAUAACUUGGAGGCCUUCCAAAGAUACACUGCUCGUCCUCGCGUAUUGAGAGACAACUCGAAGAUCGAGUCAACAUUCACUACAUCGAUCCUCGGCCACAACUUCUCGGCACCCUUUUACAUCAGUCCAUGUGCACGAGGUGCUCUUGGUAACGAAAGAGCUGAACUCGGACUUGUCGAGGGUGCUUAUCAAGGAAAUAUUCUCUAUAUCCCUUCGGACUUCAGCUCUCUGCCAUUGAAGGCCCUGGCCGCCGCGAGACCCUCGAACGGCUCUCAAGUCAUGUGGCAGCAAGUCUACCUCGAUGCUGCCAACGAUACUGCCACUAAGGCACACUUCAAGGAGAUCGAGGAAUCUGGUGCUCGCGCAAUUGUUUUUACUGUUGAUAGUGCUGGACCUGGUGUGCGCCAACGUGCUCAGCGUUACUCGGCAGGCUCGGCAGAUGCAGAGUAUUCGGCUUUCACAUGGCAAUACUACCAGAAGCUUCAGAACUUCACGAGAUUGCCUGUCGUCAUCAAGGGCAUUCAGACAGUUGAAGAUGCUAAGAUGGCAGUCAAGUACAAGGCACCUGCAAUCAUCUUGUCCAACCACGGCGGCCGCAACCUCGACGGAAGUCCCUCUGGUUUUGAGGUUGCUCUCGAGAUUCACCAAGAGGCACCCGAGAUCUUCCAACAGAUUGAAGUGUAUGCCGACGGUGGUGUCAGGUAUGGAAGCGAUGUGCUCAAGAUGCUUGCGCUCGGAGUUCGUGCAGUUGGACUCGGCAGACCUUUCAUGUAUGCCAAUGUCUAUGGUACUGAGGGUGUUGCCAAGGCUGUUGAAUUGUUGAAGGCAGAGAUUGCUAGCGAUGCUGCACACCUGGGACUGAGCUCGCUCAAGGAUAUCGGGCCGCAGUACUUCAAGUGGACGCCGAACAACUGGUACAGCUAG